This is a messenger RNA of Salvia hispanica, 2417 nucleotides long. RefSeq names its product transcription factor BIM1-like. Gene Ontology annotation, biological process: DNA-templated transcription. The record is from RefSeq and is a predicted model, not a curated record. NCBI's taxonomy places the organism in Eukaryota, Viridiplantae, Streptophyta, Magnoliopsida, Lamiales, Lamiaceae. Gene Ontology annotation, molecular function: protein dimerization activity; DNA-binding transcription factor activity.
ACCAUUUUCUGCUUACAUAUAUACAUACACAUAUACAUAUAUAUACAGUAAAACAAAGGAGACUUCUCCAUCUACAGAUGAGAGUUUUAAGAGAGAGAAACGCAUAAUUGAAAUUCCGUUUCUCUUUAAUUUCUUUCUCUCAAAACUCUCUGUAUUUCUUUUUUGUUAGGGAAUUGUGUCUGCACCUACCAUCGAUCCCGCGAAAGCCACUGCUCGGUGUUGCUUUUGGAGAAUCUGAAGCUCAAUUUUGCGUUUCUCAUCCUAAUUUUUCUAUGUAUUCGAUGAAGGUGGAGGAAGUCAUGCUGGUGCUGUUCAUCUGAAUUGCCGUUUGCGAUUCUCGGCGAGGAUUUUAGGGGAGAGAAGAAGAUUUGCGGCGAAUGCGCCUCCGAUCUUUACGUUGGAGGCGGAUCUGAAUCGGAGCUCGAAUUGUACACGCCAAAACAAAAAAUUUAUAAAAAAAAAACUGCAGAUUGAGGAAUUAAUUAUACAUGGAAUUACCUCUUGGAACUGAAGGAAGAAAGGCAACUCAUGAUUUUCUCUCACUGUAUUCGUCACCAGCUGCACAUACCCAACAAGAUCCGUCUCCCUCGCAAGGCGGCUACCUUAAAACGCAUGACUUCCUGCAACCAUUGGAACGGGUGGGGAAGCAUGUGACAACAACGAAAGAAGAUAUUAAAGCUACGGUGGUUGCUGUUGAUAGGCCUCCAGUGCCAGCUCCUCCGGCCUUGGUGGAGCAUAUUCUUCCUGGUGGCAUUGGGACGUAUAGCAUCUCUUAUUUCAAUAAAAUGGUGUUACAGCCUGAGGGGAGCAUGUUUACUGCUCAGCCGAGUAGUACUACCAGGAACGACGGAAACUCAAACUGCAGUUCUAGUUUUACUCUGUGGAAUGAAUCUGCAGUUAAAAAGGGAAAGACAGGGAAGGAGAAUAUUGCCACAGAAAGACAUAUUCUGCGAGAAGCGGGUGUUAAUGUGGUUGGAGGGCAAUGGGUGCCAUUCAUGGAAAAUCCAUCACAAUCCUCGUUUAACCAUAAGAACAACGCCACAAACUUCAGCUCUUUCUCAUCUUCUCAGCCAUCAUCAUCUCAUCAGAAGAACCAAAGUUUCAUGGAUAUGAUCAUGACAUCUAAGAAUGACCAAGAAGACGAUGAUGAUGAUGAUGAUGAAGAGGAGAUCACCAUCAAGAAAGAGCCAUCACCCAAUUUUAAAGGUAAUUUGUCUGUGAAAGUUGAAGCAAAAAAUAUAGAUCAAAAGCCUAAUACACCACGCUCAAAACACUCAGCUACAGAGCAACGAAGGAGGAGCAAGAUUAAUGACAGAUUUCAGAGGCUGAGAGAGAUCAUUCCUAAUAGUGACCAGAAGAGAGACAAGGCAUCAUUUCUCUUAGAGGUUAUCGAAUACAUCCAGUUUUUACAGGAGAAAGUAACCAGAUAUGACAGUUCAUAUAACAUCUGGAAUCAUGAGCCAUCUAAAAUGAUGCAAUGGCAGAGGAAUUGUCAUGGAAAUGAAGGUUUUGUAGAACUUGCACGAGGAGCAAGCACUGAUUCUGCUCCAGCAUCAGUAUUUGGCAAGAAGUUUGAUGAGAGCAAAGCUGUCGUCUCACCCAGCCUGCCAAUCAGUGGACAAAAUCGAGUAGACUCGGAUUUGAGCACUGCUACUACUUUGAGAGAGAGAGUGGUUCAACCUCCUGAAUCAACAUCUAAAGCUGGGGCAGUUCAUUCGUCAAUGCAGCCAAAUAUCUUCACUCUUGGAAGUAGGACAACAAGCAUUCCAGCUUCCCCAAUUUCACCAAAACAGGCAUCUGGUGUGGAGAAAAUUAUUGCAAGGCCUCCAUCUCAGGUUCUAUCAUGUACCACCGACAAUAAAAUGACAGAACAGGAACUGACUAUUGAAAGUGGCACGAUCAACAUCUCAAGCGCCUAUUCCCAAGGGCUGUUGAAUACACUUACACAAGCGUUACAGAGCUCUGGAGUUGAUCUAUCUCAGGCCAGCAUCUCAGUACAAAUCGAUCUGGGGAAGAAAGCAAACGGCAUCACACAUUCUUCAACUUUCGUCUCCAAGGAGGAUGAAGUCGAUGCCACCUUACCGCGUUCUGCAACGGGGAAGGAGUCAGGGCAUGCUACGAAGAAACUAAGGACUAGCUGAAGCCUAGUGUAACAGUGUAGUAAUAUUCUUUGGUAGUUUUAUUUGUUCAUUUUUUCGGGUUCCGUUUUCGACAGAGAGGUAUAUGCCAAAAUCAGGAACCGUUGUACAUGUGUUUUUUAUUAUUCCAGAUGUUUUAACUCCAGUUUUGGGAUACACAUAUCUCAGCACACAAAAAUGUUGUGUUACUAUGUACUACUAUCUGUACGUUACUAUAAUUUAUUUCUAUAUGUAAGAGGCUUCCAUUCUGAUAUUAGGAAGCCCUGCUUUUGAUUUCAA